Molecule: messenger RNA, 1735 nt
Organism: Impatiens glandulifera
Lineage: Eukaryota; Viridiplantae; Streptophyta; Magnoliopsida; Ericales; Balsaminaceae
Product: acyl-coenzyme A thioesterase 2, chloroplastic-like
Exons: 4
Coding region: 229-1539 (436 amino acids)
Biological process (GO): acyl-CoA metabolic process
Molecular function (GO): fatty acyl-CoA hydrolase activity
Source: RefSeq, a predicted model, not a curated record
GAGCGUACGUACCCAAUUCACAACUGCUUUUCACCAACAAAAUUUCAUUAAUAAAUAAAGCCCCCAUCGAUCACCUGAAUCCUAACAUCCAUCCAUCCGAAGAUUGAUUGAUUCUCUGUCUACAAAGAAAAUCUUCAACUCCUCCGAUUUUGGAAUCAAAUCCCCAUCAGGGUUGAAGAGUAUUGGACCGACGACCUUCAUCUUCAACUCUCAAUCGACUUUUCUGAUAUGGAUCUUCCCUCCAACACCAUCCCGGUUGUCUCCACCCUCGCAUCCCCUUUUGAUAGCUCACCAACUUCUCAGGACAAUAAUGGCACUCGAAAGCCACUCAGUUUAUGGCCAGGGAUAUACCACUCUCCGGUAACAAAUGCCCUUUGGGAAGCUAGGUCCAAGAUCUUCGAGAGACUUCUCGACCCACCACUUGAUGCUCCUCCUCAGAGCCAGUUGCUUAUCAGGACCCCCUCCCAGAGUCGUACCACCAUCCUCUACAAUUUCUCAACCGAUUUCAUCCUCAGAGAGCAGUACAGGGAUCCUUGGAACGAGGUCAGAAUUGGGAAAUUGCUUGAAGAUCUUGAUGCUCUUGCCGGCACCAUAUCAGUAAAGCAUUGCUCCGAUGAUGACAGCACCACCAGGCCACUAUUGCUGGUUACUGCUUCUGUGGACAAGAUGGUGCUGAAGAAGCCAAUAAGUGUAGACAUUGAUCUGAAGUUGGUUGGUGCUGUUAUAUGGGUUGGACGUUCUUCAAUUGAGAUUCAACUCGAAGUUACUCAAUCUGCUGCUAAUGGUGCAGGGAGUUCUGUUGAUGAAGAGGAUUCGGUAGCACUUAGAGGCAACUUCAUAUUCGUUGCCCGCGACUCUAAGACAGGAAAAGCUGCCCCUGUUAACCGACUGAGUCCUGAAACAGAGAAGGAAAAGGGGUUAUACGAAAAAGCAGAAGAAAGGAAUGCGAAUAGGAAAAGAAAGAGGGAUGUUGUGAUAAAGGAGAUUGCGAAUGGUGGGAAGGGAGUGAGCAGCAGGCUAGAAGCUCUGUUGGCUGAGGGGCGAAUUUUCUGCGACAUGCCUGCUUUAGCCGAUAGAGAUAGCAUCCUUUUGAGGGAUACCCGUCUUGAGAACUCACUGAUAUGCCAGCCUCAACAAAGGAACUUACACGGUCGGAUCUUUGGAGGGUUUCUGAUGCAAAGAGCAUUUGAGUUGGCUUUCUCAACUGCUUAUGCUUUUGCCGGGGUUAUGCCAUGCUUUCUAGAAGUAGACCGUGUUGAUUUCUUGAGACCUGUGGAUGUUGGAGAUUUCUUGCGGUUCAAGGCAUGUGUGUUGUAUACUGAAGCUGAGAACAGUGAUGAACCGAUUAUUAAUGUUGAGGUUGUGGCUCACGUUACAAGGCCCGAACUGAGGUCUAGUGAGGUAUCAAAUAAGUUUUACUUCAAAUUCACAGUAAGUCAGGAAGUGAAAGCGACGAAAGAUGGGUUUAGAAUCAGGAAAGUGGUGCCCGCGACAGAGGAGGAAGCUCGGAGAAUCCUAGAACACAUCGAUGCUGCUUAAUUAGUUACUACUUACUACUACAAAUGGAUAUGCAUAUUCAUUGAUAAUGUUGUCUGAAUACUAUUAUUAUUGAACUAUAUAUAUAUAUAGUCUAUAUCUAGUGCAUAGAGCACAAUUGAAGGAGAUUGUAGUGUACUUAACUACAUAACAUUUGAUCCAUUUUAAUAUAAUCAAAUUUGAGAAAGGAAACAAUUCU